Pistacia vera is the source of this 1234-nucleotide messenger RNA. RefSeq names its product MADS-box protein SVP-like. Gene Ontology annotation, biological process: positive regulation of transcription by RNA polymerase II. Lineage: Eukaryota; Viridiplantae; Streptophyta; Magnoliopsida; Sapindales; Anacardiaceae. Gene Ontology annotation, cellular component: nucleus. The coding region runs from base 183 to 869 and encodes 228 amino acids. The transcript is spliced from 9 exons. Gene Ontology annotation, molecular function: DNA-binding transcription factor activity, RNA polymerase II-specific; protein dimerization activity; RNA polymerase II cis-regulatory region sequence-specific DNA binding. The record is from RefSeq and is a predicted model, not a curated record.
UAAAAGGGAAGGCAACCUUUCCUUUCUUGAACACACAACUAUGUCUCUCUCUCUCUUUAAAAUUACUUUCUCCAAUUAGUUUAGUGCCUUUUGGUAGCUGUGUGAGAUCAGUUCAGACCUAAAACACCACUCGGAGAAGAAAAUGUGAAAGUUAUGGGUUGAUGAUUUUUGGAGGGUGAAGAAUGGCGAGAGAGAAGAUCAAGAUCAAGAAGAUUGAAAACGUUACGGCCAGGCAAGUCACCUUCUCUAAGAGGAGGCGAGGUCUCUUUAAGAAAGCUGAAGAGCUUUCUGUUCUCUGUGACGCCGAGGUUGCUCUCAUCAUUUUCUCAGCUACUGGCAAGCUCUUUGAGUACUGCAGCGCCUCCAGCAUGAAGGACACAAUUUCAAUGUAUAAUCUGCACUCUAAUAACAUCGGAAAACUUGACCAGCCAUCGCUUGAACUACAGCUAGAAAAUAGCAACCACAUCAGAUUGAGUAAGGAAAUUGCUGAUAAGAGCCAUGAACUACGACAAAUGCAAGGAGAAGAUCUUAAAGGAUUGAAUAUAGAGGAAUUACAACAACUCGAAAACAUGCUUGAAUCAGGACUUGGGCGUGUUCUUGAAACAAAGAGUGAACUGAUUAUAAACGAGAUCUCUUCACUUGAAAGAAAGGGAGCACAACUGUUGGGGGAGAAUAGACGACUAAAACAGAAGGUGGCCAACUUGUAUGAGGGAAAAAGCCUCGUCCUAGCUGAUUCAGAAAUCGCAAUCCAGGAAGAAGGGUUGUCAUCAGAAUCUGCUACUAAUGCUUGCAGCUGCAGCGGCGGCCCGCCUAUAGAGGAUGACAGUUCUGAUACUUCUCUCAAAUUAGGGCUUCCCUUCUCUUGCUGAAUUGGAGAGGACGAAGUGGAUUUCUUCGUGUGUCGGAUAAAACAGCCCAGGCAUCGCCUAAGAGCUUGAAGGCUCGAUCUGCGAAGGGGUACUUGUUUUUGUCAGGGUGGAGGAGCAGCGUGAGUCUGCGGAACUGUUUCUUGAUGAGAUCCUGAUCAAGGUUUUAAAGGUAGAUUGAGGAAGGGUGUCUGGGUCCAUUAAAGGUUAAUUGAGGAAUUUCGAACAUUUUAGUCCUUAAGAGUUUUGUAGGUUUUAAAUUGAUGCCUUUACUUAAAUACCUUUAAAUUUAAAAUCUGGUUUAUGAAGCUAUAAAUGUAUUAUCUGAUAGGUGCUGAAGUAAAAAUGAUAGUUCUAGAACUUGAAGA